AUGGAGGACAGCGACAAGCUGCUGGCGGGGCGCUACCGCCUGGGCAGGAAGCUGGGGUCGGGCUCGUUCGGGGACAUAUACUUGGGAAUUAACAUGGAGACGAAGGAGGAGGUCGGGAUUAAAUUGGAACCGGCAAAAUCGAGGCAGCCCCAGCUGCUGUACGAAUCCAAACUGUACAAGAUACUGAAGGGUGGAGUGGGCAUCCCGAAUGUGCGGUCAUACGGCGUGGACGGCGCCAACAACUACAUGGUCAUGGACCUUCUGGGACCGAGCAUGGAGGACCUGUUCAACUUCUGCGGCCGGAGGUUCAGUUUGAAGACGGUCCUGAUGUUGGCAGAUCAGAUGCUAUCCAGAAUCGAGUUCCUGCAUUCCAAGAGCCUCAUCCACCGCGACAUCAAGCCUGACAACUUCCUGAUGGGCCUGGGCAAGCGCGCCAACCAGGUGCACAUAAUCGACUUCGGCCUUGCCAAGAAAUACCGGGAUCCGCGCACCUUCCAGCACGUGCCCUAUUGCGAGGGCAAGAACCUGACGGGCACUGCGCGCUACGCCUCCCUCUGGGCCCAUCGGGGCAGCGAGCAGAGUCGGAGGGAUGACCUGGAGGCCCUUGGGUAUGUGUUGAUGUAUUUUCUACGCGGCAGCCUGCCAUGGCAGGGCCUGCAGGCAGCCACCAAGAAGCAGAAGUACCAGAGGAUCAGCGAGACCAAGGCAAAGGUGCGGCUGGAGGACCUUUGCCGAGGGUGCCCUCAGGCUUUCGUGGACUACUUCACGUAUGUGAGGACUUUGAAAUAUUAUGACAAGCCGGACUAUGCAGGCCUGAGGAAGAGGUUUCAGAACUUGUUUCACCGCCAAGGUUAUUCAUGGGAUUACAACUUCGAUUGGAUUAACCAGAAGAUCAGGCGGAAGCCAGAUAGCAGUUCGACGGGGCACAAGGGACACACGCAGGAUGCUGGUGGCAAGCUGGGUUCUGCAGUGACACAAGGGCUAGUGCCGCAGCCAAGGGAGAAGAAGCACAAGGACAAGGACCUCAACAGUAAGCUGACAGGGGCCAAGCGAAUAUUGGCGUGUUUCGUCCGGAGUUGA
Ostreobium quekettii is the source of this 1080-nucleotide messenger RNA. NCBI's taxonomy places the organism in Eukaryota, Viridiplantae, Chlorophyta, Ulvophyceae, Bryopsidales, Ostreobiaceae. The record is from the annotation of a GenBank genome assembly.